Solea solea (common sole) is the source of this 7706-nucleotide messenger RNA. RefSeq names its product G protein-coupled receptor 158a (gene gpr158a). Gene Ontology annotation, molecular function: G protein-coupled receptor activity. The record is from RefSeq and is a predicted model, not a curated record. Gene Ontology annotation, cellular component: membrane. The transcript is spliced from 12 exons. NCBI's taxonomy places the organism in Eukaryota, Metazoa, Chordata, Actinopteri, Pleuronectiformes, Soleidae. Gene Ontology annotation, biological process: G protein-coupled receptor signaling pathway. Bases 372 to 4424 code for a protein of 1350 amino acids.
AGAGAGAGAGAGAGAGAGAGAGGUGGGGGGAAACAGCUGCAAGCGGAUACUCAACAUCAACAAGCUGCUGUAUGAGGCAUCAGUAAAGAAGAAGAAGGGAUUUGACGCGGAGGAGAGAGGAGAGGAAGAAGAAGAAGGGAGUUCCUGUCGUUUUUCUGCCUCCUUUUGCUUCUUCGUCUCCUCCUCACGCGCGCGGAGCUUUAAGAGAAUUUCCUACAAGUGGUGAAGCGAUGCUUUAGCUUCUUUCUUUCUUCUUUUUUUUCUCUUUUAUUUAUUUCUGAUAUUUUUUUUUUCCUUUUAGCGCGACGACACUGUUCGUAAUUCCGCCGCGCGGCGAACAUCUGUGGCGUGGACGCGCUCUGCGGGGAGACAUGGCUGUUUUCCGGCUGUCGCUUCUGCUGCAUGUGGGCUUUGUGCUCGGAUCAAACCACGAACACGGAGGCUGGGAGGAUGUCGGAGCACGGGAGGCGAUUUACGGCGCUCAGACGCACCGUCGGCAGCUGGCGCAUCUCCGUGCGCCUCAUCCUCCUCCUCCGCCUCCUCCUCCUCCUGCCGGGGAGACGGUGGCGCAGAAAAUCGAGGAGAGCCUCCCGCGGGUGGUCACGGCUUUCCUGCACACGGGGGACUCGAGCACCCUGAGGCACGCGAACUGCUCGCGCAGGUACGAGCUCACCUCUCUGCGGGGAAGGUCACACGUCGCCCCGCAUCGCUCCAUGAGCAGCGUGCUGGACACGGUGCUGCACGCGACAAACUUCCUCAACAUGAUCCUGCAGACCAACAGGUCCAGGGAGCAGAGUCUGCGCCGAGACAUCGAGUGGUACCAUGCCCUGGUGAGGAGCAUCCUGGAGGGGGACGACAAGAUCCACCGGGCGGUGGUCACUUUCCACCCGGGUUCGUCCGCGACCGGGCCGUCGCUGCUGCUCCUCCAGGCUACCAGAGCGGGCGGAGAGAUCGUCCUCCAGGACCUGUCCAGCGUGGCGCAGCACUACCUGCACAACCGCACCGCAGACACGGAGUGGUACCACGAGGUGAAGGACAGGAAGAAGCCCAACUUCCAUAAGAGGGUGCUGAGCCAGGACUUUGCGUCCGUGGACAAUUCUCUGAAGAGAGGAGAGAGUUUCAUCCCAGACAAGACGCACGUGAAGUGGUCUGCGCCGUACCUGGAGUGUGAGAAUGGGAAUUUUGUUCCUCGGUGGCUUUUGACCUUAUCGGCUGCGUUCUAUGGCCUGAAACACAACCUCGCUCCUGAGUUCAGGGGCGUGGUGCGAGUGGACAUCAAUCUCCAGGACGUGGAUAUCGACCAGUGCUCCACUGACGGCUGGUUUGCUGGAACCCAUCGAUGUAACCUGACCACCAUGGAGUGUUUGCCGCUCAGUGGUCAUGGGUUUGUCUUGGACAAGUACAAGUGUCACUGCAGGAAAGGAUUCUACCAUCCCAACAGAGUGGCUGUGAACGGCUUCACAAGGUUGAAUAAAAAGGGAAACGCUGAGGACAGCAGUCCCAACGCAGACGAGGGCUCGUCCAGCGACUGCCUGCCGUGUCAGGACGGCUGCGUCUUCUGCAAAGACGACACGCCGUGUGUGGCGAGGGAGGACGGCGCCCUCCGCCUCGCCGUCCUUUCCUUCCAGUGCCUGUGCAUGCUCAUCGUCUUCAUCAGCAUGGUGGUCAUCUACCAUUUCCGCAGGAAUAAGAGCAUCAGAGCUUCAGGUCUGGUUCUGCUGGAGGCCAUCCUGUGUGGAGCCCUGCUUCUCUACUUCCCGGUUGGGAUUCUUUAUUUCCAGCCAAGUGUUUUCCGGUGCGUGCUGCUGCGAUGGGUCCGUCUGCUGGGUUUUGCGACCGUCUACGGGACGCUGACUCUAAAGUUGUACAGAGUUCUGAAGGUGUUCCUGUCCCGCACGGCGCAGAGAAUCCCCUACAUGACCAGCUGGCGAGUGCUGCGUCUGCUGGGCAUCAUCCUCCUCAUCGUCUGCUGGUUCCUGGUGGCCUGGACAUCUGCCGUCUGCCAGAACCCAGACAGGAAGUCGGCCCUCAUCGACGUGGGCUACACGCCCGACGGGCUGCAGUUCGGCAUGUGCCUGCUGGAUCGCUGGGACUACAUGAUGGCUGUCGCCGAGUUCCUCUUCCUGCUGUGGUCCGUGUACCUGUGUUACGCCGUGAGGACGGUGCCAUCGGCGUUCCACGAGCCUCGCUACAUGGCCAUCGCUGUUCACAACGAGCUGGUCCUGUCGGCGAUAUUCUAUGUCAUUAGGUUUACUCUUGCUCCUGAGCUUCAUCCAGACUGGAUGCUUCUACUGUUCUUCACCCACACCCACUUAACUGUGACAGUGACACUGGGUCUUCUACUCAUUCCUAAGUUCCUGUUUGCCGGCACCCACAUGAGAGAUGACAUAGCCUCCGAGGCCUAUGAGGACGAGCUGGACAUGGGUCGAUCUGGGUCCUACCUGAACAGUAGCAUCACCUCUGCAUGGAGUGAACACAGUUUAGACCCUGAGGACAUCCGGACACCAGACGAAAUGGGCCACCUCAGUUCAGUUAAUGGCUGUGGCGUAAGAUCUUGUGACAGUCUUUGGGAAAAACGUACCAACGAGGAGCUGAAGAAACUCUACUCCCAGUUGGAGAUUUACAAGAGGAAGAAGAUGCUGGCGAACAACCCUCAUCUCCAGAAGAAACGGAGCUCCAAGAAAGGGCUGGGUCGCUCGCUGAUGAGGCGCAUCACAGAAAUUCCCGAAUCCGUGCACCGCCAGUGCAGCCGCGAAGACAAGGAGGCUGGGGAGCAUGGGAGCAAUCGUAACAGCAUUUGCAUGUUGAAAAAGAACCCUUUCGAUCCACAGCAUGCGGUGAAACCUGCAAAGGAUGAAACGCUGAAGAACAUGGUGUUCUCUCUGAAGAAGUCCCACAGUAGCUACGAUCACGUCCGUGACCAAAGCGAAGACUCCAACAGUUCUGCAACCGACAAGAUGGACAUGACCCCAGUGGAAGGCACCCUCCUGGACACACUUAUGGGCAAGAAGCUGGUCAAGAAGAAAUCUAGCGACAACAUAAAUCUCCCCAGUGAAUCUACAGAAUCAGUCCCGUUGGUCUGCAAGUCGGCCAGUGCCCACAACCUCACAGCAGACAAGAAACCAAUUCAUCCCAGAGCCUCCAUGCUGCAGAAGUCACUCAGUGUCAUCGCCAGUGCCAAAGAAAAAACCUUGGGUUUGACGGGAAAGGCCCAGAAUCUGGAGGACAGCAAUAAAAAGAGUCAGUCAAAGAGCAAAGACACAAAGGCCAGUGCAGAGCCAGAUAACGACUGUCCACCAAAGAUGAUUAUCAGUCAGUCGGUCGAGUCCAAACAGAGUGCGGCAAAAGGGAGUAUCAUGAAACAACCGACAAGCGGAAGCGAGCCAACCAUCUCUUCUGAUCCAGUCACGGGAAAGGACCUCUAUGAUCUGUCGGAGGUUUGCCCUUGGGAAGUGGAAGAUCUCCCAACUCCGUCUGAAAAUAAGGUCCAGAAGCAUGUGUCUAUUGCGCCAAAGGAAACCACAACAGUCCAUGGAGGGAGCACAAAAGUCAGCAAAUCUCAGCAGCAAAAACAGAAAGCUAACGAUUCGAGUGGCAGGAAUUCAAAGGAGAUUCAGAGGACGACCGCUGUUCGAGCAGACGUAUGUCCAUGGGAGGACGGAGGUGACAGUAAUGCCAGUCAAGUAGAAGUAGUAUCAAAUCAGACAAGCCAAGUUGCUAAACCCCAACAGCCCUAUACUGCAGUAGAAAGCUCCAAAAAACAUCGGGUGGACAUUUGUCCGUGGGACUUUGACGAGCCUCAAAAUACGACAGACUCAUCUCGCUCAACAGAUGUGACAAAGCAGAAAAAAGGUACGUCUCCAGUGGAUGUGAGAGGGAGAAUUGCUCUGCCAGAUCCACCCAAAACUGGAGGCUCACUCCAGCCACCAACCGCAAAAGUCGACGUCUGUCCCUGGGACUACGACAGUUCUUCGGUAUCUCCGAACUCCGAGAGGACACCGAGUCCCUCUAAAGUUUCCAAAACCAAGGAAGACACCACAAAAAAGAAGAGUGCCCCUUCCACGAGGACACUUGAUAGAGAAAAAUCGAAAGACGCUGAUGAUGAGAGAAGCAAAACUAAAGCCAAGGACAAGAGCAAAUCCUCAGAGAAAUACACGAGCCAACAGAAAGUGGCCGACGUGUGUCCGUGGGACGUGGGCAGUCAUCAGGACGUGCCAUUGGUAGAAAAAAGGAAAAGCGCAAAUGUUGGCGCAGCCAAAGGAAAACAGGCGGACGUCUGUCCGUGGGAUUUUGAGGAUAUGGCGGAGAAAAAAGCGGGGACACAGAGCAAUCCAAAUCCUAAAGGCGGAGUCGCAAGUGCUGCUAAAAAAGCAGAUGUUUGUCCCUGGGACUUUGACGACAGCACGGCGAGCAAGAAGGCAUGACACUCGACCUUACACGGACCACUGAAAUAAUAGUAAAUCGAUGUAUACUUUUUUCACUUUGAAAUCGUCAGAAAUCUAACCUUUUACUAUUAGUGCGGUGACUUGGAUGAAAAGUUGAUCAAAAUUCCACAAGUUGCCUUCCUUUUCCGAGGUUUUGUUCCUGUUUUACCUAUUUUGAAAAUAAGUAAAAAAAAAACAAAUGUACAGAAAAACAAAUCAUGACGAGCAUUCCAGAUUAUUACAGGAAAAUCCUGAGGAUUAAUUGUAGACUAAUUAUGCAACUUUUGAUUCCGUCUUCUCACUUCAUGGGCAAUGCUGAAACUCGUUCCAUUCUGUUGUCGAGUAAAUCUUAAGUUUUACUGGAUUCAUUUCUUUCUUGUGCAUCAACAUGAUGAUUCUUGGAAGACUGAAGUGUGAAAAGAAGUGAAAGCCAAAGAAAAAAGGGAACAUUUGCAAAGGAGAUGUUGUAAGUCUUUGGGCAUUGUGAUAAAGUUAAUUUAUUAGUUUUGUGUCCGAAAACUUUGGCACAGGCGGAAAGGACUCAGUGAGGAAAUCAAUCUAUAGCACUUUAGCCAACACCAUUAAUUAAGAGCGGAGGACGGACGGACGCCGCCGUUCUCCCGCCUUCACUUCAUCCUCUUAUUUCAAUCCUCAUGGCAUGAAAUCACACACAAACACUGACCAAAACCAGACAUGUUCAUGUUUGUUUUCCCGAUUAUAUCGAUGUAAUUGUAGUCUCUCUGCAGAUUAUUGCUGCUUCCAAAAAUCUGCUGAGAUGAGAUGUACUGUACGUGCCUGACCUUCUAGAGUUGUGUUGCGUUAAUCUGAGGUUUCACAGCAAACAGCUUCAUCGUCAUCAUCAAUCAUCAUCGUCCUGUGACGGUGACUUAUAUAAAGCGCAUGCACACGCCGGGGGAGUCGUCGGACACGCGACCAAUUUGUCAGUUUAACGUGUUUUUUUUUUUUGUUUCCGGCUUUUUCAGGUUGAACGAGAUAACGUGAAUGUGUGUCACAUGUACGUGUACACUGUAAAAAAAAAAAAAAAACGGGAAAAAAACAAAGGAAUUGUAAGUUAAAAAUGUGUGAAAAUUAAUAAUUUGCACCAGCUUUGUUUAUGAAUCCAGCAUGGGCCUUUAGGUUGGCUUGUACCAAGUAUGUGUGUGUGUUUGGGGGUUGGUGUUUAUGGGGGUUUUUUGUCCUUACAUUUCUACUGUCAAACCCCCGUUAAAAAUUUAAAUUCAAAAUGAAAAAAAAAAAAAAAAAAAAAGGGAGCAUGCCACCUUUUCAGUUCACAGUUGAUCAGAAACGACUGUUUAAAGAAUAUUUCUUGUCGUUUUAGUUUUGGCCAUGGUUUCUAUCAGUAACAAUAACUUUGUUCUAAUCGAUUUCUCAUUUUUAAACUAAAUUAAACAAAAACUAAUCAAAUACAUUUGUUUUAAAGGGUUUUUUGUCAUUACUGGGAGAAAAAUGGCCAAAAAUCUUAAUUAUCCUUUAUUGUAUUUUAAAAAAAUGUUGAAGGAUAAUUAUAAUUCUGCCAUCAUCAUCAUCAUCGUCAUCAAUUAUUAUGUGUUUGACACAGGUAGCAUUAUGCAUGUCCCACCCCCUUCCCCCACAAAGUAAUCUGCACUGAUAAAUUACGCUAAUGAGUUUAGAAUUAGCCUUAUAGCAACGUGGUUACCAGUUACUAAUCUGACUAAACCUUGUGAAGGUUUUAUGAUUUGUUCCGUGUUUUGUAUCAAAAUGUCGAAGAUAUUCAGCCAUUCAUUCAUUCAUUCAUUCAUUCACGCACUCCACUUUACUCCUGCAAAAUACCUGCAAAUAUUUGAGGACAAUAUAGCGUCUGCAGUACUUUAUGAUGUCGUGUAACAAUUGUCAAUAAUUAUCCGUAAUUGCUCUUGACAAAAAUAGACAAACGACUGUAGGAGUCAAUUAGAAUUUAACUUUUGAUUCUCGUAGCAUGGCAAACACACGAAAACAAUGCAGUCAGAUCUUUGUCGGUGUCCACAGCUGUACAUCGUACAGCAGCCGACCCGUGUGAAAAAUCUCCGCCGUGGAGUGUUCGCCUUUCAGCGCGAGAUUUGUCACCACUUCUGCUUUUUUUAUGAGCUCCUCCAGGAACAAGGGGUCUGCUGAGGAGGAACUGCUGUCACACGCAGCACGGAUUUAUUGCCACACACGCGCUAAUGGAGCUGUAUAAUAUUUACUAUGAACCACAUGUGCGGUAGCGGCGGCGUCCGUCAUGUGCACCGCGUGUUAUAGCGGACAGAGACAGACACGGGAUCCCGUUAUGUGUGAGAUUACCUGACUGAAUCACUGCCACGUUAGAUGUUACUGCCCAGAGUGACGGAUAAUUGUAAUAAUUAUGUGGUAUUUUUUUAAAGAAAAUCAGGAUUUUCACUAGUUCAUUUGAAAAAAAAGAAGAGGUGAGCUCAUACAGGCGUCGUUUUUUGGGUGUUUACUUUUAAAAAAUAGUGUCCGCACAAGCAAUAUUUGACAUUGUUUUCAUUUCGCUAAGCUUUUUAAAAAGGCUUCAUUCCGUGAGAUCUCCACACCAGUGAUAGACCGAGGCGGUCGUCGUCGUGCAGACAAAUACUUAACAGUGCAAUAUCUCAGCGUUACAUCACACACGUUUUUGUUUGGCAGAUCGUUCAAACCCGGUGUGUUGUUUAGACAAAAGUGCUAGUUGCUGUAGCAUCACUCAGCUGUGUGUGUGUGUCUGUCCCAGAGAAUGUCGUCUCACGUCGUCAUAGAGGACACCGUGUCCUGUAGCUCUUUGUCCACCAUGGUGUCUUUCUUUCUGUUUGGGCUUAUCCGCUGUUUUUCAUUUCAAACACCGACGGCUCUCUCUUUAUCUCGUGACCAAACCAAGUCACCCCUCCCCCCCGAUGGCAAAUACAACUACUACUCUUGCUACUACUACUACUACUACUACUACUACUACUAUUACUACUACUCAAUGCUGUAUAACGUCGUAAAUCUUGCUCUUGUGGCUUCUGCAUGAAUUCAAGAAAAGUUAGUAGGAUCCGAUGUUUCACUGCCCUCGAUAGAACAAAAAAAAAAUUGAGAAAAAUUGUCGAUCUUUUAUGGACUGUUACGAGUUGUAUAGUGAGUGGUAAACUGUCCCUGACCCACUGUAUUAUGUGCUUGUUAUAAAUAUUGCUCUAUGACAAGCUUAUAGCAUCAAUAUAUGGGAAUAUUUGGUAGAUUUAUAUUGUGUUAUAUUGUGAUAGCAUGUACAUAAAAGAUACCUCCUCUGCAAUAAAUAUUUGUAUGAAAACUGUG